Molecule: messenger RNA, 1079 nt
Organism: Salvia miltiorrhiza (redroot sage)
Lineage: Eukaryota; Viridiplantae; Streptophyta; Magnoliopsida; Lamiales; Lamiaceae
Product: nascent polypeptide-associated complex subunit alpha-like protein
Exons: 4
Coding region: 272-862 (196 amino acids)
Biological process (GO): protein targeting to membrane
Cellular component (GO): nascent polypeptide-associated complex; cytoplasm
Source: RefSeq, a predicted model, not a curated record
AAAAUAGAUAAAUAAAAAUUGAGUGAAUAUAGCGAAUGAGAGUUCACCGACAAAUAAAUGGUUCGCUAAAAAAAAGAAAAAAGAAAAAAGAAAAUAAAUACUAAGUCGUUAGCGUUUUCUAACUGAAGAGAGACAAGCUUCCACUGUAAGCCGUCUUACUUAAAAUAGGGUUUUCUAAUGUAACACUGCCUUCAUUUCUCUCUCUAGGGUUUUAAGCAAGCACGCUCGUGCCCUCUCCAAUUUCUCUCGUUUACCUGCCAAAGAAUCAAGCAUGACUCAAUCCCAGGAGGAGUUAUUGGCCCACCAUCUUGAGCAACAGAAAAUUGAUAACGACGAGCCUAUAAUUGAAGAUGAAGAAGAUGAUGAUGAUGACGACGAAGAAGAUGAAGAUGAUGCUGAAGGACAAGAAGAUGCCAGUGGUAGGUCAAAGCAGAGUCGUAGUGAGAAGAAGAGUCGCAAGGCGAUGCUAAAGCUGGGAAUGAAGCCAAUCCCGGGGGUCAGCCGAGUCACUGUGAAGAAGAGCAAGAAUAUCCUAUUCGUCAUCUCAAAACCAGACGUCUUCAAGAGCCCGAACUCAGAUACUUAUGUCAUUUUUGGUGAGGCGAAAAUUGAGGAUUUGAGCUCACAAUUGCAGACUCAGGCUGCAGAGCAGUUCAAGGCUCCCAACAUCAGUCAAGCUGCACCAAAGGCGGAGCCAGCAACCGUAAUUCAAGAUGAUGAAGAUGUAGAUGAGACGGGCGUUGAACCCAAGGACAUCGAGCUGGUGAUGACACAAGCUGGGGUUUCGAGGGCUAGGGCCGUCAAAGCUCUCAGGGAUGCAGAUGGAGAUAUCGUCACCGCCAUUAUGGAGCUCACAAACUAGACCGCACUGUCAUGCUUAGAUAUAUUUCCUAGUUGAGGGCCGCCAUUUUCUUACGACCCUUGGAUAUCGAAUCUUUGUGGUCUAGCGAUGUGCUUCAUUUUAAGUUUUCUGUGUGUUCUAAUACAAACUACUGGAAUUGUGAUAACUAUGUUCUCAAUUUUGCAUCUGUUUUAUGCAUUCAUCCUUUAGCCCAAAAGUAAUAUGAUGAAAUUCUUCA